Molecule: messenger RNA, 1864 nt
Organism: Prunus persica (peach)
Lineage: Eukaryota; Viridiplantae; Streptophyta; Magnoliopsida; Rosales; Rosaceae
Product: B3 domain-containing protein Os01g0234100
Exons: 7
Coding region: 158-1510 (450 amino acids)
Molecular function (GO): DNA binding
Source: RefSeq, a predicted model, not a curated record
UACGAAAUUAUGAGUCUGAAAACCAGCAAUUAGGCAAAGGUUCCUUCUUUAACAAGAUAUCACUAACACUAGUGAAUGCCUAUUGACAGAAGAGAAAAAGAAAGGGAGUGACCAGUGAGGUGACAGAGCUCUGAGGCUGCGUGUCUGUCAAAUUCCAAUGGCGAUGACCCACGAGUGGAAACACAGUAAAAACUUCAUGCUCACCAUGAAUGUUAAGGAAGAAGAACUCUCUGACCCUGAGUAUGUUCCACAAGAAAAUGAAGAAGAAGAAGAAGAAGAAGAAGAAGACUAUUUGAGUGUUUCCCAGUUUUCUCUCCGCAGCCGCCGAAGAACCCAUCAUUCUUCCCUUUCGGUAAAGCCGAGGGAGCCAUGGAAGACCAAGAAAAAUGUGCUCAACACUCGAAGAAGUCCUUUAAGUCCGACCCAUAUGACCAAGCGAAAAGUUCCUGGGGAUCCUCGGAAGCAUGGAGGCUGUAAACGGAAGAGAACCAUGUUUGAUAAUUUUAACGAACAUGAAAAGUCUUCUGCCAGCACCCAAGUUGAGGAGAUCCAGGCAAUUCUUGGAGCUGAAUACCCCAUCGUUAUUAAGUCUAUGAUACAUUCAAAUGUUUCCUCUUGGAAUUGUCUGACACUGCCGAAGCAAUUCUGCCAUUUGCAUUUACCAUUGCAUAAUACAACAUUAACCCUGGAAGUCGAAAGUGGGGAAAAAUAUAGAAUUAUUUUUCUUGCCGGCAAGAGGAUACUAAGUGCUGGAUGGAAAAAGUUUUGUACUGCACACAAGUUACGAGUUGGUGAUCUCUUAGUUUUACGUUUGGUCAGGCCUUUGAAGUUUAAGGUGUACAUAAUGGGAAGACAUAAUCUAGCUGAAGUAGAUGCAGCUUUUAGCCUCUUGAAAUUGAAUGCCUGCGCCAAACAUGAAGUGCUUGAGGAAAACCAUCCAAAGCCUCUUUCAAGUGAUGUUUGCCAAGGCAACAUUCGAAAGACAAGUCUGAUGUUAGAUACUAAGCCUGAGCUUAUAGAUAAUCAAACUGAGGAAGACAAUGAGGAAUUUGGCUCCAAAUUUCCAGGAGGCAUUAGAUAUCCAGUACCAGCAGCUGAUUUCGAAGAUGUUAUAAGUAUUGAGAAUUUCACCAUUCUUGUGAAUGGUGUGACUAUAGAUUCUUGGCUUUCCAAACAGCUCAGGACUAACUAUUACGAUCUAUGCUGCUCACGAGGUUCAUUUCUGCAUGAUCAUCUCCUCAAAAGUAUUAACAGUAAGUUGGCUGCUGAAAUAAUAACUGAAACUACUAACAUUGCUAAUGCCAUUAGAGCUCGCAAGCUGUCCGCCUCUCAUACUGAUUACGAAAUGUGGGAGAAGACUUUAAAUGCCUUUGAGCUGUUGGGUAUGGAUGUUGGAUUCUUAAAUGCACAACUGGAGCGGCUUCUGAGUCCCUCCUUCAGAUCAGAAGAGGCUGUGGAAUUAAAGAGGAUAGAAGCUAAAGUUGAGCAAAUUUGUGCAGGGGGGAGAUGAGAGCUCUUGACUAAAGGUUUUUGGAAUUGAAAGAGAUGAUGGUAAGUUUUGAUGCCAAGAUAGAGGCUUUACAAGAAAUUUACGAAAGGCUUGAGUUUAUCUUCCAGGAAGAGGUUGAUGCUCCAUGGUGAGUAGAAAUAUACUUUAGCUACAAUUGGCAUAUAGUUUUAGGACAUGACCUGGAGAAUCGAAAAAGAAAAUACACACACACACACACAAAAGACCCUUAGGCUUUGGAAGAACACUUUGCCUUGCUAAUGCUAAGAUGUUUUUUUUGUUCUUGAAGAAGUAGAUCUAGGGAUUCCACAUAAGUUGGUUGUAACUUGUAAUACAUAUGCCCAGCAUUAUAAUAAA